This is a messenger RNA of Acipenser ruthenus (sterlet), 2974 nucleotides long. Its product is annotated as zinc finger protein 883-like. The coding region runs from base 762 to 2297 and encodes 511 amino acids. Gene Ontology annotation, biological process: negative regulation of transcription by RNA polymerase II. Lineage: Eukaryota; Metazoa; Chordata; Actinopteri; Acipenseriformes; Acipenseridae. The transcript is spliced from 2 exons. The record is from RefSeq and is a predicted model, not a curated record. Gene Ontology annotation, molecular function: DNA-binding transcription repressor activity, RNA polymerase II-specific.
ACAUUCUAUUAAUAAUACAGUCAUAUUUAUACAUUCUAUUAGUAAUACAAAGCCUCUAUACAAGCAGGGCUGUGCCCUGCCCCCGCUAAUAGUGUGCAGGGCUCUCUCCUGCUGCCCUGCUGCAGGCUCUCUUACAACCGUAUUGUCAAUAAAAUGCACAGUAUUACUACAUUUAUAAUACUUUUCAUUGUACUGUCAAUGAAAUUUGAUUUCAGUGUUACUGUAGCUUCAGUAGAAACUCACAGUAUGCAUUUGGCAUUAUUUUAUUACUGUAACGUCAAGCUUGGCAAAUGUCUGUGAUAUUCUUUGAGCGCUGGAUGCGGAAGCAGGUAUCUUGUUUGUUUAUGUCCGUGUUAUGUCUGUGUUGAAGGGACUAUCUAUCUGACUAUCUGUACAGAUCCGCCUCCUUUUUUUUUUUUCGGCUGCUAUCGGUCUCACUCAGCCAUUGAAAGCUUUUCUCUGCUUUUUCCUGAGAAAAAAUGACUAGAGACCUGCGCUUGACGUCUUUUUGAUGAUGUCGGACCGGAAAGGGAAAAUUGUAAUGCUGGACCUGGUCCGCAAAGGGUUAAACUUUUUCAACAGAUAAAAUCCUAUGAUAUUAUAAAUUUAUUAAAAGAAAUUCUGUGUUCCUUCAAUAGUAAAGCCACUCCUGUUAUAAUGCCAGAUUGCAUUUGUCCCUUGAAUGCCCUUCAUAACACUGUAUUUAAAUAGAUACAUAAUUAUUUUUUCAGCAGCUACUAAACAGAAUCCGGUCUGCUGCCAUGGACAGUGUGAAGAUGGAAUCUGUCCAGAUUAAAGAGGAGUUUUCUGAACUUGAACCUGCCCCCAUUAGAGUGGAGUUCUCUGGGCUGGCUUCCCUCCCCAUUAAACAGGAGCUCUGUGAGAUGCAAUGUGACAGCAGUCAGCCAGAGGUCUCUGAGAUUAAAGCUGAGCACAAUGAAUUGGAGAUCCCCCAGACAGAAGAACCCCUUCCUGUUAAACAAGAAGAGGUGCUGGAAACUGUCCGUAUUAAACAGGAGCCCCCUGAAGUAGAGUUUGACCACAUGGAACCAGGGAAGGAAGAAUCUGAGGACUUCAAACCAAACAUCCUUGAGCUGGAGCCUGUACGCCUGCGGGAGUGUAGCGUGGUGCUGGAGAGAAUCUGCGUGAGAGAGCAAGGCGCUGGAGAGGAAGGCUCUCCCAACAGCACGCAAGGAGGUGGAAAGGAAGACGGGCGCUCCCAUUCAGAAUGCAGUCUAGCAGGUUCCAGUCCAGCAGCUAAAGCGAGGGCGGGCGGUGGAGAAUAUCCUGACUGUGGGAAAGGUUUCACCCAGUUAGGAAACCUGAAAACACACCAGCGAAUUCAUACAGGAGAGAAACUGUAUAGCUGCUCUGACUGUGGAAAGAAUUUCAGUGGUUCAGGAACCCUAAUAAGACACCAGCGAAUUCACACAGGAGAGAAACCAUUUUGCUGCUCUGACUGUGGGAUGAGUUUCAAUCAGUCAGGAGACAUGAAAAAACACCAACGAAUUCACACUGGAGAGAAACCAUUUUGCUGCUCUGACUGUGGGAUGAGUUUCAGUUACAGAGGAGCCCUGAAAGCACACCAGCAAAUUCAUCUAGGAUAUAGCCUGUAUUGCUGCUCUGACUGUGGGAAGAGUUUCAGUUUUUCAGGGUACCUGAAAACACACCAGCGAAUUCACAAAGGAGAGAAACCGUAUUGCUGCUCUGACUGUGGGAAGAGUUUCAGUCAGUCAGGAGCCUUGAAAAAACACCAGCGAAUUCACACUAGAGAGAAACCAUAUAUCUGCUCUGACUGUGGGAAGAGUUUCAGCCACACAGAAUCCCUGAAAACACACCAGCGAAUUCAUACAGGAGAGAAACCGUAUUGCUGCUCUGACUGUGGGAAGAGUUUCAGUCAGUCAGGAGACAUGAAAACACACCAGCGAAUUCACACUGGAGAGAAACCAUAUAUCUGCUCUGACUGUGGGAAGAGUUUCAGUCACACAGUAUCCCUGAAGGCACACCAGCGAAUUCAUACAGGAGAGAAACCAUAUUGCUGCUCUGACUGUGGAAAGAGUUUCCGUUUUAAAACCAAUCUUCAUACACACCAACGAAUUCACACAGGAGAGAAACCGUAUCACUGCUCUGACUGUGGGAAGAGUUUCCGUACUAAAAAUGACCUUCGAGUACACCAACGAACUCAUACAGGAGAGAAACCGUAUUGGUGCUCUGACUGUGGCAAGCACUUCCGUCAGGCAGGAGCUCUGAAAUCACACCAGAGACGAAGCCCAUGUUCAUUCAGAUCGAAACCUUAACCUUUCAUUAUGAGUCCCUGUGUAAUUUACUGUUUUGUGUAUCGCUCUAGAGCUUGAGAUUUAAAUGGUCAAAAUGCUGUUCAGCUCUCUUGCACUGUGACUGUGUCAGAAAGUGGGCGGAGACGCGGACGCGUCACAAGAGGCUUCUCUUUUUUGGAUAUUAAUCAAUAGUGGGUAUUGGCCUGAUUCAGCCCAGCAUGCUCUCUCUCUCAUCAGAAUGUGUUGACGUCAUAUUCCUCCGACAGACAAGAACCAAUCAAAACGCGAGACUGUUAAGCAGUUCCAUCCCCAAAACCGGGGCUGCGUCAUACCUCCGCGUCUUUUCAAAGAGAACAACAACAACAACAAACAAACGCCAGAAAUUUAAAAGAAAAAAGAUUGAGCUCCGCAGAGUUGUUUUGAAUUUAUUUAACAUUUUGUUGCGCGCCACUUGACAAGGCGAGGACGAUAAAAAAAAGAAAGUAAGUUCCAUGUUGUUGUUUUUAAUUGGUGUUUGGUUGUUCUCGACGCAGUGGUGUUUUGCUGUUAGCCGCGGGUUUUUCAGCCGGUCAGUGUUUCUGUGCAGCGCAGGUAUGUGAUGUUCUCGUCAUGGGUAGCUAGUAAUGUCAGCGCGGUGUUGAUGUGGUUUAACCUGCUGAACUCGGAUGCGCGCAACCUCUCGAUGCUCUCCUAGUGUC